Anopheles darlingi is the source of this 2985-nucleotide messenger RNA. Its product is annotated as relaxin receptor 2-like. Gene Ontology annotation, biological process: G protein-coupled receptor signaling pathway. The coding region runs from base 540 to 2894 and encodes 784 amino acids. Gene Ontology annotation, molecular function: protein binding; G protein-coupled receptor activity. The transcript has 22 exons. Gene Ontology annotation, cellular component: membrane. The record is from RefSeq and is a predicted model, not a curated record. NCBI's taxonomy places the organism in Eukaryota, Metazoa, Arthropoda, Insecta, Diptera, Culicidae.
UCGUUAACUAGUCAUUACAUUGCGUACAUGCGGUGUGCAUGGUGCGGAUGAGUACCACAAUAAACGGAGAGCAACGAAGAAACCAUCGGAACACCUAGCAGGCGGUGCCCGUGUAAACAUCACUUAUUUCAAUUGCAAUCGUCGUUCAUCCAGUUCGGGUGCCAAGAUUCGGCCAACUUUUCUCGUUAACCUCCGGUGACUUGCGAGUAACGGAUCGGCAGCAAUUAGUCCGUACAAAAUGACAAACAUCACCGAGGAAAGACCGAACGUGCAUGUGUAGGAUUUGGGAAUAGAAAUCCCUUGCGUUUCAAGUCUCCUAAGUAAUUAAGCCUCGGUUUGUGUGCCAGGAAGCCGAGCCGAGCGGAAAGCGGAUUUUCUCGAUGAAAACACUGGCAAACGAGUGAAAUCCGUCUCGCCAUCACGGCGAAUCAACGAUUCUCUUUCUUUCUCCGGCUGCUGCUGCCUCUUCUUUCAAACCUCUACAUUCCACUUUUCUCACCGUUUGAGAACCAGCACCCGGUUACUGUGGCGGAACCACCAUGGAGCUCCUCGUAGGAUUGCUGUUCCUUUCAUCGGUCAAUAUCCGGCACGGACACGCGCUACGCCGUACCCUGGUACUGCCGGAGACGGAGUACGAGCGGAUCACGCUGGACCAUUCUUCAGCAUCAUCGAACCGGAACGCGUUGGAGUCAGCUGGUGGCGUGGAUCCAGCUGCGCUCGAUUCUGCCGAUUUCCGCUGCGAGGAUGGGUACUUCCGGUGCAACGGUACACUCCAGUGCAUCGAGCAGAGCAAAAACUGCAACGGAUUCCCGGACUGUGACGAUGGUUCCGACGAGCUCGAGUGCGACGAUGACGUGGGAAGGAACUAUUAUGAUCAUUACUUUCGUAAACGGCCGGCCGCCAUCAACGAUCAGUUGCCGUACACGCCUUGUGCCUGGAACGAUGCCAACAACACUUGCAAAUGCCGCGGAACGGAUGUGCUGUGCGAGAACAAGGGACUCACCGCGCUGCCCCCGUCGCUGUCGGCCGAGAACGUUACCCUGCUUGAUUUGACUGGAAAUGUGUUUCUCGAGCUGCAUAUGAAUAUGUUCCAGCGCUUCCAGAAGCUCAGCACACUGGUGCUGAGGCACUGUUCAAUCGAGCGGAUAGAACCGGCCACCGCUGCCAACAGUAUCGAUGCGCUCCACCUGGACCAGAACGGGCUGACGGUGUUGCCGGAUGUCCUCUUCCCUGCCGGUACCGUGCUGCGGAUACUCGUGCUGAGCGGUAACCGUAUUAACCGAUUGAGGGCGAGCAAUUUUUUAAAUCUGGAUUUCCUCGAGGAACUCGAUUUAAAGGACAACCUGAUUGAUUCCCUGACGGAGGAUGUGCUGCAGCCGCUCACCAACCUUAGGAUACUAUAUCUGAAUAACAAUCGACUGCGUCGGGUGCACCAGGGCAUGAUACCGCAGCUACUAACACUCCAGACACUCUCGCUGGCUAAAAACCAAAUUGACACCGUCGAAGUGUGCGCCCUGCAUCUACCAUCGCUGGAACAUCUCUACCUGUCCGAGAACCAGCUCACCGUGAUCCGGAACGACACGUUCGGCAACCUCACGAAUUUAGUAGGAUUAUUUUUAAAUAGCAAUAAAAUUACACACUUUGAGCUGGACGCAUUCGGUGGUAUUAGCAAGCUGGCGACACUAAAUUUGCAAGGAAACAGGUUCAUUCGCAUCGACCGACGUGUGCUGGAUAAUCUAACGAACCUGCACUACAUUCAUUUCUCCGAAUUCCAUCACUGCAAGGCGGCCAUGCACGUACGCGUGUGUGAACCCAAGGGGGACGGCAUCAGUAGCAACCGGCAUCUGCUCGACAAUCCGGUACUCCGGGCAAGUGUCUGGGUAAUGGCCGCGGUUGGCAUCAUCGGUAAUCUGAUGGUUCUGUUUGGCCGGUACGUGGUUGGAUCGCGCAGUAGCCAGGCACACCUCGAGCAUUCACUCUACCUUCGGCACCUAGCGGCGAGCGAUCUGCUGAUGGGCGUCUACCUGGCGAUCAUAGCAACCGCUGACAUCAUCUUCAGGGGUGAGUAUCUGACGCACGAGGAAGAAUGGCGUUACGGGACGGUUUGUGCGCUCAGCGGUUUCCUGAACACGCUCAGCUGCCAGUCCUCGACGUUGCUGCUGACGCUCGUCACCUGGGACCGGUUGGUGUCCGUUACGCGGCCACUGUACCAACGGCCAAGCAGCAAAACGCGCGUCAUUCUGCGGUUGGUGGUGUUGUGGGGUGUGGCGACGGCCGCCGCCGUUGCACCGCUCUCCGCCACCGAGUACUUUGGGCCACACUUUUACGGCAGCAAUGGCGUCUGUCUGUCCAUCCACAUCCACGAUCCGUACGCGAUGGGCUGGGAGUACUCGGCCGGGCUGUUCAUCCUGGUCAACACGUUCUCGCUGCUGUUCAUCGGCAUCUCCUACCUGCGGAUGCUGCAGGCGAUCCGCGUGUCACGGAACGAAACACGCAACACGCUCAACUGCCGGGAGAAGGUGGUCGCGAGGCGGUUCGCCAUCAUCGUGGCAACCGAUUGCGUGUGCUGGAUGCCGGUGAUUGUCGUCAAAUUAGUCGCACUGGGAGGAUAUGAAAUAUCUCCUUCGCUGUAUGCCUGGCUUGCGGUACUGGUGCUCCCCGUCAAUUCUGCCCUUAACCCGGUGCUUUACACGCUAACAACGGCACAAUUUAAGCAACAGCUGGCACGCUUUUGCUACACACUACCAUGCGGAACGCAUCCCGAGCUAAACGGAUACGAUUCGGCGAUCGAUUCAAGAAACAGCAUGGCCCAGUUCACACACAAUGGCAGCAAAAGGAUUAUGCAGCGAAAGGAACGCUUAUCGACCAACACCAAGGUGUACGAGUUCAAAUAGCAAACGUACAACGGAGGAUCCGUGGACGAUGCCGAUGGUGGCGGUGGCCGUACCACCGUCGGUAGCUUCCGGGUCCGACAUCGACCCUUCA